UUUGUGAUAUCUACUAGAUAGUUACGUAUACGUAAGCAACGGUUUGUCGUAGGUAACAUUGUUGUAGUGUAGCGUUUGCGUCAUUUCGUGUAUUGUUUUCUAUUUUGCAGACGUGGUAUUCAAGUUAGCUACAAGCAACAAUAAAUCACAGUCGGAAUUAUUUUAAUUCCUAUAAUAUCUGCAAUUAAUUACUUAGCUAUUGAAGAUGGAUUUUAUCAGCUCCAUUCCAACACACAUGGACUUUGAUGGUCAACAUAAAGCUGAGAAGUUUUCCAGAAUCAUAAUCACCCUUUUUGGAGCCGUAGGACUUAUAUGGGGUUACAUAAUUCAACAGUUUUCACAAACUGUCUACAUUGUCGGUGCUGGAUUCGCAUUAGCUUCUAUUGUAAGCAUUCCUCCUUGGCCGAUGUACAGGCGAAAGCCCCUGCAAUGGCAGAAGCCAAGGCCUGAUAAUUCCACUGAAUCAAGUCAAAAAUCUAGCAAAAAGAAGAAGUAAAACAUUCCAAAUACAUUAAAUUCUUAUUUUAAGUUAAUUUCAGUACCAGUAAAGGUAUAUUAUAUUCUAAAUUAAAAUAUUAUUGAGUGAUGCAAUGGUUGAAAA
Molecule: messenger RNA, 601 nt
Organism: Nilaparvata lugens (brown planthopper)
Lineage: Eukaryota; Metazoa; Arthropoda; Insecta; Hemiptera; Delphacidae
Gene: Spase12
Product: signal peptidase complex subunit 1
Exons: 4
Coding region: 206-496 (96 amino acids)
Biological process (GO): protein targeting to ER
Cellular component (GO): signal peptidase complex; endoplasmic reticulum membrane
Source: RefSeq, a predicted model, not a curated record